Messenger RNA from Thelazia callipaeda (thelaziosis nematode), 888 nucleotides. NCBI's taxonomy places the organism in Eukaryota, Metazoa, Nematoda, Chromadorea, Rhabditida, Thelaziidae. The record is from the annotation of a GenBank genome assembly.
AUGGACAAUUUUCGGUGUUCCGAAUUUAUUAGCGAGUCUCCAUCAACUUCAUCCUCCGUAUUGGUACGACCAUCAUCGGCAUCGACAUCUACAAAUGCUUCCACGUCCUUAAUAUCACCAGGAAACAGUAGUUCUGCAGUUAUACCCUCACGGCAGAGUUGUUACAGUCGUCAUCAUCAACGGCAUAGGCAGCAAGCAAUACGACGUCGUGGUACUAAGAGCGAUAUAGGAUUAAUACGAUCACCAGUAGAUGAUGACAUGAAAUUGCUUCUUGGACAGAUACCUGUGAACAGAAAAAGGUCUUCAACGACGGAACGCUUAAAUACUGCACAAUGGCCAAGCGUCCUACCUCUAGCCGACAAAACUGUUCAUUGUGAUGAUCGUUGCUUAGAAAACAUGUUUAAAGCUCAAAGUAUGAGACCGAUGCUUGGGAAUUGUUUUAUUACUAUUCAGAAAGACAUAACUGCUCAUCAUCGCCAACAAGUUAUUGAUUGGAUUUAUGAUGUAUGUAAAGAAGAGUCCUGCGAGCCUGACGUCUUCGUGCUUGCCGUUUCAUUAAUGGACCGUAUUUUGUGUCUUCAUCCAUUUGAACGUAAUAAAUUACAAGCAAUUGCGGGUGCUUGUUUAUUUGUUGCAAGUAAAGUCAAAGCACCCAUACCUUUGGAUGCUGAUAGAAUAGCUUACUAUACUGAUGGUGCCGUACGAAUGGAUCAAGUCUUGCAAGGUGAAUUGCUUGUGUUGAAUAAAUUGAAUUGGGAUGUUUCUACAUCAACAGCGCUAGACUUUCUUGAUCAGGUUGCAGCCCGGUACAGUCAGCUACAUCCCCUAUCGGAAAAUUGCCGUUACUCAGUACAUCGAAUACAACUAGGUUAUUUUAAUUUUCAUUAA